Molecule: messenger RNA, 7407 nt
Organism: Onychostruthus taczanowskii (white-rumped snowfinch)
Lineage: Eukaryota; Metazoa; Chordata; Aves; Passeriformes; Passeridae
Gene: MEF2C
Product: myocyte enhancer factor 2C
Exons: 17
Coding region: 1391-2935 (514 amino acids)
Biological process (GO): cell differentiation; positive regulation of transcription by RNA polymerase II; heart development
Molecular function (GO): histone deacetylase binding; protein dimerization activity; RNA polymerase II cis-regulatory region sequence-specific DNA binding
Source: RefSeq, a predicted model, not a curated record
GCCUGGGUCUGCAGAGCAGAGGGUGAGUGAGGCAAACACAACCCAAACUGGGGGGCUUCUCUUCAAAGCCAGCUGGUCUGGCUUUAUUCUACAGGAAUUUUUUUACCUGAUUUUUUUGAUCAACAAAGCCCUCAGCAGGUGCUGACGGGUACAACUUCCUGGAGAAGCAGAAGAAGGGCACUGAGGCAAGGAAGUGGAGAAGACAUUAUUUCUGGUUUUGGAAUGUGCUAUAUGAAAAUAAUCACAUCUUUGUUUGCUGCAAAGAUAUCCUGCUCUAGGUGCCGAACAAGAAUUGUAAACUGUGAAGUAACUACACCAUGAGAAAGAUUAAGUAAAGCAUUGGAGGCGGAUGAUUUUGACAAUAAAGAGGGUGUAUGUGCUCGGGAGAAGAGAGUCAUUCGUUUGGGAUUGUGGGAGAGGUAGAGAAACAGAGACACGGAGAAAGAGAAGAAAAAGGAGGAAGAGAGAGAAGCAGAAAAGGACACCUCAUCAGGAGUGUAGUUUCGAUCCUUUUCUCGCCUCCCCCUUCCCCUCCGCGAUGUUUCAAAGGCUGUGAGCUAUUCGUCUUUUCCCAUUCGCCUGCUGCCACUUCCUUCCUGGACGAUCUCAGGACGAGUCCGGUUACUUUUAAUCCGACCAGCAGCUCAGCCACUUUCUCCUCCUCCACGCAGCACACACGCGCGCACACACACACAGACACACAGACAGACACACACGCGCGCGCGAGCACACCCCAGGCACCUUCUGGCUGCUUAUUGGAUUGACUUUGAAGGUUGUGUGUGUGAUUCAAGGCGGCUGCAUGUUGAACCAGGUGGUGAAUAUUUAAGACUGGAAGAAGCAGAGGGAUUUUUUUCUUUUUCCUAUGAAAGGAAAAUAUCUGAAGGACCAGUCUGAUCAGCCAAACAGCUAACCGUUUACAAUAUACAUACCAUGCCUAAUGAAGCUCUGAAUUCUAGGAUAGGAGUUAGAAACAUGAAGAGGUGUUUGAAUAUGAGGACAGUGAGCAUGCUUUCCACUCUGACUCUUUUUCCAGACUCAUUAGAAACAAAGGUACCAUUUGAAUAGAACAUUUCAAAAGAAGAUCUUCUUGUCUUCUCUUCUGGACCACCCUGGGAAGAAUGUAUAAAGAUGUACCACUUCUUUGAUCAAGAGCAUUAGAAGCAGACUUAAGCAGUUUUCUAAGUCCCUCUUGGGUGUACAUGUGUGCUUGCCAUUCACACAUCCUGAAAUGAGAUGGAAUGUGAAGCAGGAACGGAUGCAGGGGACUGUGAACUGAGUGGUGCAAGUGCUGAAGAAGGAGGUUUGUUUUGAGGAAACAGGAAAGAGGAAUAAAAGAGAAGGGAAAAAUACGUAAUUUUAAGGAAGAAGGAGAGAAAAAAAAACGGGGACUAUGGGGAGAAAAAAGAUUCAGAUUACAAGGAUUAUGGAUGAACGUAACAGACAGGUGACUUUUACGAAGAGGAAAUUUGGGUUAAUGAAGAAGGCUUAUGAGCUUAGUGUUCUGUGUGACUGUGAGAUUGCUCUAAUCAUCUUCAACAGCACCAACAAACUGUUCCAGUAUGCCAGCACUGAUAUGGACAAAGUGUUGCUGAAAUAUACGGAGUAUAAUGAGCCACAUGAGAGUCGAACAAAUUCAGAUAUUGUUGAGACAUUAAGAAAGAAAGGACUUAAUGGCUGUGACAGUCCAGACCCUGAUGCAGACGAUUCAGCAUUGCACAAGAAAGAAAACAAAGCUUGUGAAAGCCCUGAUCCUGACUCCUCUUAUGCUCUCACCCCACGCACUGAAGAAAAAUAUAAAAAAAUUAAUGAAGAAUUUGAUAAUAUGAUCAAGAGCCAUAAAAUACCUGCUGUUCCACCACCAAACUUUGAGAUGCCAGUUUCUAUUCCAGUGUCCAACCACAACAGUUUGGUAUACAGUAACCCAGUCAGCUCACUGGGAAACCCCAACCUUUUACCACUGGCUCAUCCUUCUUUGCAAAGGAAUAGCAUGUCUCCUGGUGUGACACAUCGGCCUCCAAGUGCAGGUAACACAGGUGGCCUGAUGGGUGGGGACCUCACAACCGGUGCAGGCACCAGUGCAGGACAACUGCAAUGCCAUCAGAGCGCUUUUCAUCUUUUUAAACUUAAAGAGCAAGUUCCCAUUGACAGUUAUAGGACCUGCAUGGCAAGAAUGGGAAAUGGAUAUGGAAACCCCCGCAACUCACCAGGUCUGCUGGUCUCACCUGGCAACUUGAACAAGAAUAUGCAAGCAAAAUCUCCACCUCCAAUGAAUUUGGGAAUGAACAAUCGUAAACCAGACCUCCGUGUGCUUAUUCCACCUGGCAGCAAGAGUACCAUGCCAUCAGUGAAUCAAAGGAUAAAUAACUCCCAGUCUGCUCAGUCAUUGGCUACUCCAGUGGUUUCCGUAGCAACUCCUACUCUACCAGGGCAAGGGAUGGGAGGAUACCCAUCAGCCAUCUCAACAACAUAUGGUACUGAAUAUUCUCUGAGUAGUGCAGAUAUAUCAUCUCUCUCUGGUUUUAAUACAGCCAGUGCUCUUCAUCUUGGUUCUGUAACUGGCUGGCAACAGCAACACCUACAUAAUAUGCCACCAUCUGCCCUCAGUCAAUUGGGAGCUUGCACUAGCACUCAUUUAUCUCAGAGUACAAAUCUCUCCCUGCCUUCUACUCAAAGCCUCAACAUCAAGUCAGAACCUGUUUCUCCUCCUAGAGAUCGUACCACCACGCCAUCGAGAUACCAACAGCACACGCGCCAUGAAGCGGGGAGAUCUCCUGUUGACAGCUUGAGCAGCUGUAGCAGUUCCUACGAUGGAAGUGACCGAGAAGAUCACCGGAAUGAAUUCCACUCCCCCAUUGGACUCACCAGACCUUCGCCGGACGAAAGGGAAAGCCCCUCUGUCAAGCGCAUGCGGCUCUCUGAAGGAUGGGCAACAUGAUAACAUUAUAACCUAUUACUUGAGAUUUUUUUUCUUGCAGUGUGUGUGUGCUAUACUUUAAUGGGAGGGGGGAGGGGGGAAGGGUCGAUAUACAUUAUAUGUGCUGUGUGUGAAAAAAAAGUCAGGUACUCUGUUUUGUAAAAGUACUUUUAACUUGCCUCAGUGAUGCAGUAUAAGGAUAAACAGAAAUGCUGAGAUAAGCUUAGCACUUGAGUUGUACAACAGAACACUUGUACAAAAUAGAUUUUAAGGCUAAUUUCUUUUCACUGUUGUGCUCCCUUGCAAAAUGUAUGUUACAAUAGAUAGUGUCAUGUUGCAGGUUCAACGUUAUUUACAUGUAAAUAGACAAAAUGAAAACAUUUGCCAGAAAUGGCAGAUCUUUACUGAGAGAGAAAGCAGCUGUUAUGCAACAUAUAGAAAAUGUACAGAUGUUUUGACAGAUCCAGCAGUUGGGUGGCCAUGAAUUGAUGCUAGAAAGAGACUGAGUCACCUAACAUACUGAAAAUGCUCACAAACAUGCAGGCAUUUUGUUAGAGUAUGGUGCUCAGUUAAAAAGGAUCAAACCAUUUCAAGAGGACCAUACUUAUAGAAAUGUUGAGUUCGAGGGCUGACAUACUUAAUUUCAAAAAUUCUGGGUCUGCAUCACUUAUUAAAUAAAAAAGUAUAAAAAUAUGUACAUUACAUUUAGCUUAUUUUCAUAUUAAAAAGUAAGACAGAGUUUGCAAAGCAUUUGUGGCUUUUGUAGUUUCCUUAAGCCAAAAUUUGUUCUUUUUCCCUUGAUAGCUUUGCUAAUCUUUUAAGCAGUCCUGAAGAAACAAACAAAAUGACUUUCUGUAUAGAAAGCACUACCCUAAGCCUUGAGCAACUCCAUGCUUUGCUAAUCAAGAUAACUGUUUUCUCUUUGCAGAAGUUUUGUUUUUGAAAUGUGUAUUUCUAAUUAUAUAAAAUACUAAGAAUCUUUAAAAAAAAAUCUGUGAAAUUAACAUGCUUGUGUAUAGCUUUCUAAUAUAUAAUAAUUAUGGUAAUAGUUUUUGUUCUCUUGAUAGUGGGGAAUUAUAUUUGUGCAGUUGCACAUUUAACUAUUUUCUUUUGGUUUUCUUUUAGUGGGUAUACAUUUUACAGGUCCAAGUCAGCUGCUGAAAGACUGAUCUGUAAACAAUUAGACUUUACCCAUAGUGUUACAACUUAAAUCAUUUUAAUACAGUAUUUUACAAUCAGCUGGGUGAACUGCCAUCCGUUGUAUAUACUGAUUAGUUCUUUCAUGCUGUUUUGUGCAUUGUAACAAGUUAAGGGCCCUUCUAUUAUGUAAUGUCCUGCGUAUCUUGUAGUUUUCCAUGGGUUAAAUUACAAAGUGGCGUAACUUGGCCCUUUCUUAUUAAUGAAGCUGGUAUUCUGCCUGUCUGAAUUGAAUGUGCAGCUCUAAUGGCUGUAAGCUACGUGAGUGCAGGUAAACAUGUGACGAAGCAGCAGGGGGAGGCAAAGGGAGGGAUCAGCACGAAAGUGCCUGCUGGAUAGAUUCCUCCCCUCUCUCACAGACAUAAAACUCUUAAAGAUAUUAUCAGUUAAAGGGUGGUUCAAAAUCAGUUGAUUUUACACAGGCAAUAUUGGCCAGCUGGUUGGUUCUCAUGGACCUCUGCAGUCAUAUCAUCUCACAGUGGGCAUGUUGUUGAGCAACGCUCCCUGUGUCUUUACACCAGACUAGCACUUGCUUCAGCACACAGCAUCCACAUUUUCUCCAGCCUCAUAUUGUUCCUUUGACUAAGAUAGCUUGACCAGAGGGAAUGUGUCAUUUUCUUCAAGUCCCUCUUUGUCCCUCUUGUCUGUUAGAAAAAAAAAUGUAUAUUCAAGUGUUUCAGUUUCAUCUUUCUGUUGGAGGGAAAAAGUGUUUAAGCAAAAUGUUAGUGUCAUAGUAAAAGAGUAAUAUUUCUCCUUUUUUAAGAGUCCUUCUAGGCCUCAACUACUUACAUUGACAUUAUGAUGAAAAAUACAGCAGCAACAGCAAAGAACUUUGAAGUGAAAUCCACACUCUUUUUCCACCUAUCCAUGCAGUUGCUGUGCACUGCUCAACGAUGGAGUGUACCUCUCUGUAGUAGAGAAUGAUGAUCAGACUACAGUGUGCAUUAGGACAUAGACUCUUCACUUACCAUGACUUUACAGAAGCCUGCCUUACAGGCACUUUCAGCCAUGCAGGGGCUAGUACAUAAUGUGGAAACUCUUUAAGCAGAAUACUGUGCUACUAAUGCAUUCAUCUUACCUCGUGUAGCAAACUGCAGGGUAAACAAAGAUACGCAUGUUUUAAAAAACCCAAAAAAUAAAUUUAAAAACCCAAAACAAAACACAACAAAAGAAAAACAAAAACAAAAAACAAAAAACAAAAAAAAAAAAAAAAACACAAAAAAAAAACCAACAAAAAAAAAGAAGGUAAAAUGGGGCCCAUAAUUAAUUUUACAAUACAAAAACCAUUUUCCUCACCCUCAGAUUAACCUGUACUCAUAUUCUCUUUUGAGAAUUUUAAACUUUAGUGUGUCAAAAAUAUGCAAAUGUAUCACAAAUAUACCUUGUCAUUUCAAGAAAAAAUACAAUUUUAUUGGUAUAGCAGUAGAAACUUCUCAGUGGGGAAGGGGAUUUGGUCUAUUGAUAUAUUAAGAAUAGCCAUAUUAAUAGUUUACCUUGCGAUUUGCCUCAGCAACACAUGAAAAAAAUGAAUCAUUUAAUGAAGAUGCAGUGUUUAAUAUCACUGCAAGUAACUAAGCAAAAAGUAGCAUGAAAAGUAUUGCCUGGGCAAUUUAUAUUAACUCUGACAGUGAUUUUUUGUAUAAACACAAGUAGAACUGAAUCACAUGGAAAUAAAUGCCAGUUAGCCCUCUUGUUCCUGCUGCAGAAGGCAACUAACUUAUACUGGCAAAAUUGUGGGGGAUAAUGCAUAUUUGCAAACUGAUCUAAUGAUAAGAAGCACAACUUUGAUUGUGAAGUCACUUUCUGUAAACUAUAACUGUCUACCUUUCUUGUUCCUUUAUCUGUAUCUUACAAUUUAUUGUAUUUGCAAAAGCUAAUUUGGGUUUAUUGUGUGAUUCCUUUGUAUUUAAGGAGCUUGGGGCAGAGCCCUGAAAGAGUAUUAACAUUUACUUUACCUUAACCCAUGCUAUAUGAUGUUUUAGGCAACAUUCUUAAUUGUAAGUUCAAACACCUGAAGUGGCAUUCUAGACAUCUGCAAGUAUUGUUAUAGCUAAGUUAAUCUCUAUUAAAAGGUGUUGUCAGUUAGUGUUUAAUUGCUGGUGACAAUUAUAUGAUAUACUCUAUCUGCACAACAUAUAUAUUGUAUGCAUUGAGCCAUUCACAGUAAAGCUUUGUUCAUUUCAGUGUCUCUCAAAAAUUGUGUUUUAUAACAAAAUGGCUUAUAUUUUUCCCAGAAGAGGAAUUUAGCAAUUUUUAAUGACUAGUGUAAAAAUUACCUGUUGUCCUCAGAUCUUUUUCAGGUAAAGCUAGUAUAAGAAUAGAACUCACAGGCUGUUUCCAAGGAUGUCAACCCUUUUGUAUUGUAUUUGCAAUCCUAUAUACCCACUUUUAUCUGUAGUCUAACAGCUGUUUGUUUUCCUUCUUCCUUCACCUUGAAGGUAAAUGCUUUGUAAUUUUUUAAAAGCCACAUGAAACCUCAAUAAAGGCUGUUGCCUAAACAUGGCAUACUUCAUCUGUUCCUGUUUGUGCCACCUGCUGUGAUGUUGUCAGUUAUACGGCAUUAAUUUCCUGCCACUACAGGUCUCUUGAAGGACUGAUGGAACACUGCUGUCUGUUAGAAUGCUUCAGACUGUAGAUGUAAUAAAAGGCUUUUGUUAAAUAUUUUAACCAAAGAUGUGGAGCAAUCCAAGCUUUGAGCCACAGACUUUCUGCAUCAAAAGUAUCCAUUUGAUUAUUUUCGUAGUCUCAUGUUGCAUUUCUACCUUCCCUUCUCAUACCUCAGACUGAUCCAUACCUCUAUUUGAUUAAAAAAAAAAAAAAAAGUCAUUUUAAGACAUUAAGUCAUUUAAGAAAGUCAUUUAAAAAAAAAAAUCAAUUAAAAAUGCAGUACUAAAAUCUUCUAUGUAUUUAAUAUCAGACCUGGGUUACUGCAGGCAUUACACUUGGAUUGCUUCAGAUGGUUUGUUGUAUCCUUUUUUUCUUUUUUUUUCUUCUCUUUCAUGGGGAUUUGCUUCCAUAAAAUAAUGGUGAUAACAAAAUAGCUUGUAAAUGGGAGCAUACAAGCAUUUGCAACAAAUAUUAAAGUAGAGGCUCACAGCGGCAUAAGCUGGACUUUGUCGCCACUAGAUGACAAGAUGUUAUAACUAAGUUAAACCACAUCUGUGUAUCUCAAGGGACUUAAUUCAGCUGUCUGUAGUGAACAAAAAUGGGAAAAUUUCAAAAGAUUCUCCGGCUGAAAAUAAGGUAUAAUUUGUAUUUUGCAGACAAAUCAGUAAAGUUACUGGCUUUCUUAGUGA